GCUAGGUAGCUACCAUGGAGAGGAAGGCGGUGUGCAUCUCUCUUGUCAUCUUCGCGCUCGUAUUGUUCGCUGGCCCGGACCCAGUGGCCGCGGCGGUCUACAGCGUGGGCGAGGUGGUGAUGCCAAUGUCACCGUCCUUGAGGCUGGAGGACAGCGUGUCGCCGGAGCUCGGGGUGGACCUGGACGUGCACCACCGCGUCUUCGGCGACGUCGGCAAGGGAGCCCUGGACCCCAACAAGUCAGCCUGCAAGCCGAAGUGCGCCGGGGACGGACAGCCGUACACCGGCCGGGGAUGCCAAGCCAUUUACGGUUGCGUCCCUAAAUAAUCUGAAUGAAUAGGCCUGCACUACCGGCGUCAAUGCAACCUCAUUGGGCCGUGUUCGGUUGCCAGGGAAUUGAAAGGGAUGUAGUGAUAUAUGCCUUGAUGGCCGUGUUAUUGUUGGUGGUGAUUUUUCUACUGAUCAAUGUGCUUCAAUGGCCCAAGAAGCUCUUGUCCAGGGGUGUACCCAAGUUGAGCUACCCGGGUGCACAGAACACCGGGUGCAAAAUGCUUUCUUUGUAAGUUUCAUGCAAAAUAUAGAGUGUGACACCCCAUCUUUAGAUGAAAAUAUGAAUGAUCAUAUGCUA
Molecule: messenger RNA, 627 nt
Organism: Triticum aestivum (bread wheat)
Lineage: Eukaryota; Viridiplantae; Streptophyta; Magnoliopsida; Poales; Poaceae
Exons: 1
Coding region: 15-326 (103 amino acids)
Source: RefSeq, a predicted model, not a curated record